GGGUAUUGUCUUAGCUUUCAUGUUUGAAUGUCUCCCUUGCUCGCUAUGGACUUAGAAUCCAUGAAACUGAAAAGAAGAAGGUUUUGUUUUUCAGAUUUUAGACUUUCUCCGUGGAAGAGGGGUGGAUGAAAUAGUAAUUGAACAAUUUGGAAAGCAGAAGGUGAUUAUGGCUUGUUGAGCUUGCGAUUAUUUAUGCUUUGCCCCUAUCACAAAGGUUUAUGGCAAGAUUUCCGUAAAAAGCCCUGCAUUAUGUACACAAUUUUGAUUAAUUAGAUGCAGACGCUCUUUUGUUUCUGGUUUUGUUUAUGCUUUUGCAUAAUUAGUAACAGUGUCUCACGCAGGCACGUCAACCGGUCAACUCAGAAAAGUGAACCGUUAUUUAGAGGCCUACAAGCAGGGCUGCCCUGCCUUAAUCCUCUGAGGCCCAACAUCCAAACAAUUUUUCUAGACUGAUUUCCAUACAUAUCCGUAAAGAAUUAAUUGAAAGAAUUGGUCAAUUGAUUAAGGCAUAUCAACAGCAUUUAACCUCACGCACAGUUGAUAUAAUUAAAUUUUGUGAUGAGCUAAUCAUUGAUAUCGUUUGGAGAAAACGUCAGGAGUCUACCCUCUCUUCAUAGUAAAGGCAAAUUGCUCCUUGUGGUUUUAGAGUAUUGUUUUCAUUUGUUUUAUAGAUUGAUGGUCUUGCAGUGGGUAAGAUGAAUGAAUCCCACUUUAAAGAUCUUGGGUUAAAUGCUAUGUGAGACCGAUUUGCUUUAAUAGCAUUUUGUACCCAAAGUCCAAAUUUAGAUGAUAAAAUAGAACGUCUUAAAGAAGCACUAAACAGCAGGGGAAAGCGUUCAGGGGACCAGUCAGCAGCAACUGUAGAUGGUACAGUUUGUAGAUCUAAAAGAGUUUCCAAAUCAACCUUAAAAGUGGAAUUUGGCUGGAAACAUCUUAUCAAUGGCAAGUAUGUGCAGGUAAAGAAAGGAAAAGGUGGUGGAAAUCGCACAGUGGGAAUGCCGAGGCAUGCAAAGUAUGAAGAAUGUUUAUUAAAAGCACAGGAACUCUUUUUCCCCAAUCUGAAUAGCCAGUACGGCAAAUAUUCAGACAUGGACACCCAUUAUUUGGGCAACGACAAUGUUGAAAAAGUGGAAGAGGAAGGUUUCAGUGUGGAAGAAUACAAGGAGAAGAGUGGAAUGACUUUACCUCGGCUUUACCUGGUAACAAACGCAAAGGUUCAAACUAGUAAGUUCGUGACAUAAAAUUUGAAACUGACAUUCUAAUUAGAGACAUCAACUUGUAUGGGAAUGUUUUGUUCCACAGGUUUUUUUCUUGUAAUUAUUAUCCCCCCCCCCCCUCUCUCUACCCACGAAAAGAGUAAAAGAAAUGACCCCACAAUGUCUUCAAUGAAUAUAGAUUCAUUUUCUGACAAUACAAGCUUGAAUGGAGAGUUCUUCAGAACUCUACAAUCUAAAUACCUCUGUGAAGUGAAUGAAUACAUUCUAAUGAAGUUUUUAUUAUGAUGAUUACCAAAAGGCAAUCUUGGUGUUCAUAACAAGAGUUAUUAGUGAACUUACAUUUUUUGUAUGCAACAGGACAGUAGAGGAAAGAAGACAGCGUACCUUGUAUGACAAGCAUGACAAAAUUUUGUUUGGAAACAUUUUCCAUGAAACUUCAUCUUCCAUAAACAGAUAUUUUUAUAAAAGAUCAGAGCACAUUUAUGUUAAGUGAAAUUCAUGACAAACAGGCAAGACAUCUGUUCUUUCAGACAGCCAUCCUGUCGUAUAAGCUCACUUUUAAUGAUUUGUGGUUGCCAACCUAAAAAGCUCUUUUAGCUUUAACAUUAAAAAAAUACCCAAAACAUCCUACUUCUAUUAAAGGAAGAGACAAUAAGUUGAUGAUUAUAAAGAAAUUGUGAAGUCUGAUCUAUUGAUUUGGUGAGAAUGUUGUGCCAUAAAAAUGAUAUCUUUUUUAUCCUUUCUCUUUUCAAGGAGCUGUGCAGAAGAAAAUUACUAGUGUGUCUGACAGUUUGCCUACCAGUUCGGUACUGUAAUGUUGUUGAAAUACUGUAAUGGUUAAUUUCCACCUUUACACUUUAAGAGCCCAGCCUCAUCUACUCUUAGCAACAAGGAGGAAAACAUAUGGUGACUGAUUGUUUUUCCUUUGUAUUGUUGAUUUCAGGAUGCACUUUCUCAACAAAAGGAGUUGCAUAUAUCAGAAGAGUUGCCUGUUAAUUUUAUGGAGGUACAUGUGUCAGUCAUAAUCUUUAAAAUUAGGUUUCCUUUUGCUUCAUAGGAGUGGUAAUGCCUGACAAAAGCUCUCCAGAAAGGCAAAAAUGGAUUGUGGGAGGUUUACCACAUGCAGUGUUCAAGAAGGAGGGAUGGCUAAAACCAGGAAUAUGGCUAGAACAACUAAAAUAGUGCAGACCCCAGCUCCCACUCCAUAAUUAUAGUGCCAGCACUAGGAUGAAAUUAUGUACAUAAAGUUCUGUCCACUGUCAUUAUUAGUUUUCUAAUCCUACUUAUGUGUCCCUUCUAACUGAAGAUGGCAUCGGCAAUGUGACAUGUCAUACAAGUCUAUGUGAUCAUGAUUUACUUGCUGUUUACAUUGUUUCAGGAGGAUGACAAUGAUGAACACACUGGACUAUCUGAUCUGUUGGUAAGCAAGUUUUCAGAUGAUUCAAAAAUCAGUGAUAACAUUUUCAGUAGGAUAAUAUUUUUUUAAAAAAGCAGUUUUUGUGGAUUCCUACAUUACAUGUUCACACAUUCACAGAGUGGAUUCAUUAAUAAUCAGAGGCCACAUGCAAAAAUUCAGCUGAUUUGGAAGAAGAAAAAAAAACCACCCAAAAUGGCACUUAGCAUUCGGUUAAUCCAAGCCCUUAUUAUUUGCACCAUAUGAAUAGGUCAUGAGGGAAACACUGGUAACAAGAAAGAAUUUAACAGAAACUAAACUCUGCGAAAUGACUGUACUAGUAGUUGUGCCAUUCCCUCUCAUCGCAAUGCUUUGUUGAAGUAACUGAGUAGAGCCUAUCUUUCCGUAGGAAGCAGAGGAAAGUCUCAUUAAGACCAGGGUUGCGGUAAGUACCCCAGUUUACCCUAGUCUUAAUAAAGGUUUAUUUUCAGUCUGAAAUUGAAACAGUUUAACUUUGUGAUUAAAAAUAUUCAUUUUAGGUAAAUUCAUUUUUCCAAAAUGUGAAAGAAACAAAAAGAAAUUGACAAAUAUACCUUGAAUAUUAUUUUCUUUGCUAAGAUUUCUUUACUUGUGUCCCUGAUGGUUUGAGAUUUUAGUAAUUUUUAUUAGUACUUUUGAUAUUUAUUCAUUUUUAUUUGUAAUAAUUAUUACUGAAGUAAAUUAAUUAAUUAAAUGAUAAUAUUGUUAAUUUUAUACUUUUCUUUGUCUCACAGUGGUGUUCCAAAAAUGUUUCCAACUUUGAGGAACCCCAGCUAACCGAACCUCAUAUUGUGACAGUGGUGUUCCCCUCAAAAUUCAUGAGAAGUACUACAACAAGGACAUUCAACUUAACUGCUGUUGUUAAGGUGAUGUCAUAAAAUGCCAUCAAUCUGACAGUAUAUGGAGAUAAUGUUAAAAUGCAAGUAUAAUUUAGAUUAAAAGUAAACAAGCAAAAUGAUGUCAGUCUGGUUUCUGAGAACUGCCAGCCAAAUAAUCUGCAUUUCGGAAGAAUUUUUUCCUCUUUUAUCAUCAUCAUCAUCACCACCACCACCACCACCAUUGUUUACCUUUCCCAUUUGUGAUUGAUAUAAAUCCCCUGGCUAAUUCUUCAUGACAAAGCUAGUGUUGACCACACUUCGAAUAUGCAAGCAAUGUCAGAUGCAAUGUUAUAUUUCCCCAAUAUGAAAUGGCAACCUCAUUUUCAGUCAGUGGUGUGGCUAGCUGUUGGGGGUGGUUGAGGGUUGGGGAAAGAGUUAAUAGAUAUCUCAAGAUGGAAUGGCUGUAUUUCCCUUACAUCCUUUAUUAAGCUCCCUCUCUCAAUAACCCCCCUUUUUCAAGAAAAAAAAGGUUAUAAGCCCCCCCCCCCUCUUUUUUGCAUGCAGGAUGAUUUUUUUAUCUAACAAUAGUUUGAUUCUCCUUGACACAGGAUUUGUACACUUGGAUUGGAAGCUUCCCAUCAGUUCCACUGCAUUUUUCAGUGGUCUUAGACAAGGGAUCCAUUUUAAAGGAUCUGAAUCAGCCACUUUGUCAGAUUGGAUGUCACAUUGUUGUGGAAGUCCUAGUGAGUAUAUCUGAGUAAUUUAAAAGGAAGUGCUGUGCUAAGCUAAGAGUCUGGUUUUUUAAGACCUAUUUAUGUUUUACUUUAACAAAAAUUCAGUUGUCUUAUACAGGGUUUCAUAUACACGUCUUGAAAACCAUUGGAUUUUAGAGUCCUUUUAAGGCCUUGAAAGUCCUUGAAGUUCUCCUUCAUUCGUGGGAAGUCCUUGAAUUUUAAUUUAGGACCAGUUUCAAUCCUCUAAAAAAACUUUGGCAAAUACCAGUUGGAAGGCAACGUCAGAAUAAACUCGGUAUUGAGUUGAAAGUCCGGUUUGGACUCACAAACGAAUUUUCAUAAAAAAAUAGUUGCCCUUAAGAACUAAAGCCCAUUAUCAUUGGAAUGUACUUGUGUUUUAUUUGGAAUGUGUUUUAAAAGUAGUAAAUACAGAUUAAGGUCCUUGAAUUUUCAAUGCGGUCAUUGAAAGUCCUUGAAAAGUCCUUGAAUUUUAUAUGUGUGUUAUCCUGCUUAUACCUAUAAUCCUGGUUUGCUCUAACCUUCCUUUUGUUAUUUUACGCCGGCACGGUAUCAAUUCUUGUUGGAGUAACCUACUAUUGCUAUGCACCUCCUCUUCACAGCAAAUACCUCCAGAUGUUAUAACUGGAAACAAGGACCUUAUGUCUUCAGAACUGAAAUGUCAGGUGAGAACAAUAAAAUUAGUUUUUAAUUUUUAUUCUCUCAUCCUGUUAGACAAGGAAUAGAUGGCUUUCCAUUUUGCUUUGUUCCCAUGUAUUACAGCUGUAAUCCUAAAACAUCAUCAUCAUUUUCUGCGUUUUGUAUUGUACAGUGUGCCAUAUGCAAAGAAGUAUUACUUGCAGAUGACCUGAUUGCCCGACCGAACAACUGCUUGCAUAUGUAUCACUUCAUCUGCAUUGAUGAGUGGUUGAAGGUAGGUUUUAUUGUUUGCUAUAUUUUUAGUAGUGAUCAUGAAGAGAUUGUUCGAAGCAUCCUAUUGGAAAGAUGUUUGAAGCUAGAUUUAGUUACUGAAAGAACAGUUGCUGGCAGUGAUCAGGAGCGUCGAGGUUCCUUCAGACUUGCUUAUAAAGAAUGUCAUAGUGAUGUCCUCAUCGACUAUAAGACAGUGCUCAAUAGUAGAACUAGAGCAGAAUACAAGUGGACUGAUGGAACUGGAUUAAAUUUAGAACAUUUAUUGCUACUCAGACCAUGCCUCUUGCAAAGCAAACAAUUAGGCAACUGCCAAAACUAACGGUUACAAUAAAAGAUAUAGGGAAAACAGGACAAUGAAUACUAGGUGUGGUGCGUGGGACAUAUCAUACCACUGGUUAAUGCAAUGUACACUUUUUAUCCCAUGCGCCAUAAGAAGUAUUCAGUUUUCUUAUAGAAUCUUCUCAUGUAUUCGGUAUUUGAAGGCAGUGGAAUGUUUUUCGUUGAGUAGUUAAAAUUAAUCUUCUCCAUUGUAAUAUAGGUAGAUGAGGAGGGUAUGUCAUGUCCAAUUUGUGAAACACGCUUUACAUGCACCAUUAUGUGUUCCACGCAGGAGGAACCAAGCAAGACACAGGUAUUCAUUUUUAUUAUUCUUUAUAAAAUUAUUCAUACUGUUAGUGUUAAACUGGUAACCAGUUCCUGGUACUUGACAUCCUGCAGCCUUAGUACUCUUAGCCGUAGAAGCUGUCGGAGGAUUGUUAUAUUCAUCAUCAUUGCUAUUAUUUAUUAUUGCUAUUAUUGUUAUAGUCAUUAUCGUUAUUAACCAGAUAUCACAGUUGGUCUGGCCUACUUGCUCUUUUUGACUAGUUACUAAACUCAGUUUAGAACGCUGUUAACAAUGCUUUGUGCCACAGUAGUAAUGACCUCUUUCUAGCGGCCAGUACUGUCUUUUGCGAAUUUAUUUUAACACCUCCAAUUUUCUAGUGAUUUUUGAUAAAUGUUUCUUCACCUGGUUUUUCUUGUAAGUUAAGUAGUACUUUUUUGAAAAUAAAGUUUGCACAAAGUAUUUUAAUGCAUUACUUAGGAAGCAAAUAUGGCAAAAUUAAAAUUUUUUAAACUUUAUACUUUGGAAACCUUGUUUCGAUUGUAAAUGUACUUUGUUAUUGUUGAUUGUUGUUGUGGUUGCCUUGCCAACAUCAACGUUACUGUUUUUACUUAUUGAUAGGAAAGCAGAGAAGCCAUUGAUGAUAACAUUUCUAAUGAAGCCCAGCCACUCUUAUUUGAAGAGUACAUGGACAAUGGCCAAGGUAUAAAUCCUUCCAUUUACAGGUGUAAAUAGAAACAAAGUGUCAGUGUGGUCAAGAGAUUUUUCUUGGUGUGGUUAAAAGCUUACUCUUUUUUAAUGUUUACAAAUCUAAUAUAUAGGCUGCCUUUUUGGAGUGGACAUACGUAGUGGAUCAUAUUCUGGAAGUUAUUACAGUAAAAGCUAGAUUUUUUUAUCGAACAUGCCGAAUUAUUCGAACCACAAACCUUGUCUUUGCGUAAUUAUUUACUUUCAUUAUUGUAACUGUGCUCUCUCAUAUGUUACAUGAUUCUUUGGAAGAAUCAUAUAAAUUGCUUCAUUUUUACUUUGUACCGAUUUUUGCAUAAAUAUCCUUUUCUGCAGGAGGGUUCAAAAAGCGGACUCUCUUUCUUUUAACUUGAUCCCCUUAAUGUUUACUCUUCCAGAGCCCAGUAGAUUGUACGAGGCAAGGGAAAAGGAGUGGGAUGGGCUACACAACUGCACACAAGCAACUGUAAACCGAGAUCUCAUCGGUGACGACCUGAUCAAGUUGUAUAGACAGCAGGACACCUGUUUCACAACACUAGAUGUGAAAUUUCUUAACGAGCCAGCUGAAGAUGCGGACGGUUUAACACGAGAGCGGUUUUCCCAGGGUUGGAAAACCAUCCUCCCUCAAUUCUUUGAGGGUACCACAUUCCACGUGCCUCGCGUUGAUCCGGACUGCACUGAAGAGUUGUUCGAGAUUUUGGGCCGCAUUGCAAGCCAUGGAUUUGUACUCACUGGCUACUUUCCAGUUGGUAUAGCGCCCGCGUCAGUUAUUGGCAUAUUUGAUUAUCAGUCCUUGAGUGAUGUUGAUCUCAUUUACAGCUUCCUUUCCUUUCUAACGGAGGGGGAAAGAGCAACUGUUGAAAAAGCCAUGUGCAUAAAAGUUGGUGUAGACGACAUUAUCGUCGACGUUCUCUCCCGUUUUAACGUUCGAGAGAUUCCCUCUAACCCGUCGGGUUUCCGUUCUUUGUUUCUUCGCAUUGCUAAAUGCGAAUUUGUAACAAGGCCCAGUGUUUUAAUGGCAGCCUUUAAAAAAGGGAUGCUUAUGUCGCAUCAGGUGCUGUGGAAUGAUUUGAACGCAGCUUCCAUCAGGGCGUUGUAUGCAAAGCUUUAUCCAUCUCCAGACAAAGUGAUGGAAUUACUUCAGCCCAACGGAGAUUACGUGCCCCUAACCGCUCGCCGUGAGAGAGUUUUCGAAUUCCUUCGGCGAUAUGUUCGUGGUCUCUCCAGGGAUAAGGUGCCUGUCUUCCUUCAGUUUGUAACAGGUAGUAGUCUGGUGCUCGUUCCACGUAUUGAAGUGGCAUUCACAACCCUUUCAGGAAUCCAGAGGCGUCCCAUUGCCCACACAUGUUCUUGCCGAGUAGACCUGUCUACUGAGUACGAAUCCUUUGCCGCAUUUUGCAAAGAAUUUGAUACAGUUAUCUCAAAAGAAGAGUGUUUUGCGUACAAUGCCAUUUAAAGGUAGUAGAUGGUUUUCUGUACCACCCUUAAAGUAUCCAUCUUGUUAUCCGUGUUUGUUUGUUUGUUUGCCGUUGGCAACCGUCGCUUGAUCACGCUUUGUUGAUGUUAUUUCCGUAGUGCCUAUAGCUUAAUCCACAAUAUACCAAUCCUGAAAGUUGGUAUCAUUUGAUGUAGUAGUUCUCAUGUGCACAGGAUACUGAACGAACGAUCCUAACAAUUCGCUGAGCUUUAAACUUUUAGUUCCAUUAACUGAACUUAGAAAUGCAAAUUGAUGUUGAUCAUUUGUACUGUAUGUACUUAGCUAGAAGAGAAGAUCCAUGCGUUGAGCGUGGUAUUGCCUAUCAAGUGAUUAAGAAAUUUGUUGACGUUUUCCAAGUACGUUAUGUUGUUGUUAGUAAACUAAGGGACUCAACGUUGUUGUCACGUCACCUUGGAUCGUUGCUGCUGUGUGUGUAUCGUUGCUAACCUAAGAAACAGGUUAGUCUGUUAGUUUUGGUUCUGACAGAGCUUUGAUGAAGGAAACCCUUAUCAGAUGUUUUUUACACCUGAUGUGAGGUUUGACAUAGUUUCAAUAAAGUAAAGAUCAAGUGCAAUACUGAAUAAUAAACUCACAGACGUUUUAUUCUUCAAAUCUCUAUAUUUACUUCAUU
Porites lobata is the source of this 8566-nucleotide messenger RNA. NCBI's taxonomy places the organism in Eukaryota, Metazoa, Cnidaria, Anthozoa, Scleractinia, Poritidae. The record is from the annotation of a GenBank genome assembly.